AUGUGGAAGAUAUUUGGUGGAAAAAACAAGGAACAACCGCCAACAACGCAGGAAGCGAUUCAAAAGUUGCGGUCCACUGAAGAAAUGUUAACGAAGAAAAGUGAAUUUUUAGAAAAGAAGAUCGAUCAAGAAGUAGCAACGGCAAGGAAGAAUGCUUCAAAAAAUAAGAGAGGUUAGGCUUUUCUCCCAGUUAUACAGGUUUAAAUUCUUACACCAGCAAUCAGUGUCGAACCAUUGUAGGAAUCAAAAUGGAUCUCAGUAGUAAUCAAUAUAUUUACCGUGUGGUAAUGUUCUUUGACAUGCUAAAUCUUAAAUGUUACUUAAAUGUUAUUUUCAGCUGCCUUAAUGGCUUUAAAGAGGAAAAAAAGACUUGAAAAACAACUGCAGCAAAUCGAUGGAACCUUAUCUACUAUCGAAUUUCAAAGAGAGGCUUUGGAGAAUGCGAAUACUAACACUGAAGUCCUUAAGAAUAUGUCAUAUGCUGCAAAGGCGCUGAAGUCAGCUCAUCAACAGCUGUGAGUAUAUUUUAAAAAAAUCUAUUAGCAUACAUUUAAACUGUACCAACUAUCUAGGCUGGCAGUUAAGUUUGAAACUGUACAGUCAGUUAGAUCAUGCACAAUUCUUGGGAGGCGAGUUGCCAAUUUUGCACUUGAUGCAGUAACAGCGUACAUGUAAAUUACAAACACACUGUUGAUUUAAUUAGCUUUAAAAGAUACAUUGUUUACUGACGUGAUGGCUCAACCACAUGCCAGUUGGCCACAGUUUUAAUAAUGUGAAAGAGACAUAUUUUACUUAGUUAAUUUGGAGUGCGAGCUAAACAAUCACGUAUUUUCAUCCAUCUUCAUAUUUAUCACACAGUAUAGCCUGCAAGGAAGCUCUCCUGUGGUUUCCAGGAGUACAGGGGUGGGGGAGGGAAGAGGGGAAGGAGAGCUUGCACUUCCGUCUUAUAAAUUUGAAUAUCUGUGUCCCAAAAUGGGAUGCGAACUGCUGAUUGGCUGAUUUUUAAUCAGGUGAUGACGUUAUGUUCUCUUGGGAGAGCUUGCUCGCAUGCUAAAUGGCCAGACAACUUCAUCAGUGUGAAACUUUUGAAAACCUUUUAAAUAUUGUUCUAACGUAAACGAGAAGUUCUCUUUCAGAGAUUUAAUGCUUUUAAAAUUAGACUAUAGGUGGGUUAUUUGCUAGUUGCUGUAGCUUCUUUGCAGUGGAUAGAAAAGGACUUGUGGUAGAAUUUGUAUUGUAGUGGGGGGAAAAUAUGUAUAAUUUCAGCAUAUUAUGAAACAAACAAAUUCAGUUCGGUGUAUUCCUGUCAAUUUGUAAUCUGUUUAUAGCAGGAGAGAGACAAUUUAUUUAGUUUUUCUGGACAUCUUUGUUUCUAAAUACUUUUGCAGGAACAAUUUUACUCUGAGUUCAAUGUACAUCACAAAGCUUGCAAAAUAUCUUGUCUCAGUGCUGACGCCUGAAGCAGGCAUUAGUGGUGGUUUGCCACUUUUUGAACGUUCUCUGUUGAUCUUUUUUGCUGGGGCCAUACUUUCAGGGCUUCGUUCAGUCGUGGGAAAUUCAUCUUUUGUGCACUGUUUUUAUGUUUGUUUACAAUCAACACUCAUUUCUGCUCCACAUUGAUUGGUCAAAACUGACAGCUCUGUUCGUUGACGGGGAGCCACAGGGGCACUGGAGGUGGAAUUCAAAUUCCAGAGACAUGAUUGCUAGCUUUCUCUCCUUUUUUGCCUCACCACCAGAUUGCCCUGGGAGAGCUUGCUCUUAGGCUACGUACGCUAAUGUACAUUGCUUGAACAAGCAAACAGUAUAAGACCACCCAUUGCAGAAAGUGUACCAAAAAAGGCUUUGUAGGUAUUAACUUCUGAAAGUGUGGCAUCUAUUUAGUGUUUGAUAUUGGCCCCUUGUUCCUGUUUGGGCUUGCUUUUUUUUUGUAGAUGUUGCUAAAUGAUCAAAAAUUUUAAUCACACCACAGGUGUGGGAUGAAAAUGUGGACUAGGUUAAACAUGGCAAUUUAGCGGCAGAUUUGAUUGAAAUGGUUAGAUGGUCAGACCUCUUCUUAUGCGAUGCUGGACAGAAAUGUUUGGUCAUUUAGCCAGAGUUUAUAGUUUUCCAGUCAGCUGAAAUCGAGAUUUUAAGAAUGAGGCUUGUGGAUUGUUCAGUCACCUCAGUGGUCUGUCUACCAGGUCAAAGUAUAAGUAUAGUUACGGGGUUCUUACAGGUCAUGCAAAACCUUGAAAGUUAUGAAAUUUAAGAGUUUCAUUUUUCAGGCCUGGAAAGUCAUAGAAUAUAAUUGACAGUCCUGGAAAGCUAUGGGAAAUAUUUUUAUUAUUAAGGUUAUGCUUGAUAGAUUAGUAUUACUGCAGAUGUCAAAGCUAGGAUGAUGUACGAUAAAGACAAAUAAUUAAAUGGCACACAUUUUGGUAUACACAACAGUUUGUGUCUGUUGAACUGAGUUAGGUCAAAAGCUACCCUGAAACAAGUAAAGAUUUGAAAAUAUUUGAAAGUGAAAGUUUCAGUUUCAGUUUAUUUAUUUGCCAGAAAAAAAAAACACAUAUANGGUUAGAUGGUCAGACCUCUUCUUAUUCGAUGCUUGACAGAAAUGUUUGGUCAUUUAGCCAGAGUUUAUAGUUUUCCAGUCAGCUGAAAUCGAGAUUUUAAGAAUGAGGCUUGUGGAUUGUUCAGUCACCUCAGUGGUCUGUCUACCAGGUCAAAGUAUAAGUAUAGUUACGGGGUUCAUACAGGUCAUGCAAAACCUUGAAAGUUAUGAAAUUUAAGAGUUUCAUUUUUCAGGCCUGGAAAGUCAUAGAAUAUAAUUGACAGUCCUGGAAAGCUAUGGGAAAUAUUUUUAUUAUUAAGGUUAUGCUUGAUAGAUUAGUAUUACUGCAGAUGUCAAAGCUAGGAUGAUGUACGAUAAAGACAAAUAAUUAAAUGGCACACAUUUUGGUAUACACAACAGUUUGUGUCUGUUGAACUGAGUUAGGUCAAAAGCUACCCUGAAACAAGUAAAGAUUCGAAAAUAUUUGAAAGUGAAAGUUUCAGUUUCAGUUUAUUUAUUUGCCAGAAAAAAAAAACACAUAUACAUACAAACGUUCAAUAUAUUACAAAAAUGUUAUUGAAAGAUUAAUUGGACGUAAAUUAUAAGUAAAAGAAUUAAAAGUAUUUUUCUGGCAAGGAAGCUCAAAUGGAACCUUGGGGCUUAUUGAAUGAGCUCCCUCCCUAACCUAACAUUAAAUAUAAAGAAUAAAUAAGCGGCAAAAUCAUACUGAAGUUUCCAUGUAAGAUUUUCAUCAAGGGUCACACCCUACAAUAUAGAAUCCCUUACUCGCUCAAUGGCGCAAUUACUUUAAUAUUUCUAGUUUAAUAUCAAGGUUUUGCCUUUUCUGCCUGGAUUUGAAAACCAUAAAUUUUGACUUUGAAUAAUUAUUGAUAACUUAUUAGCCUGGUACCAAUUUGUCAGUUUCAAGAGCUCCUCAUUCAAGGUCUUUUCAAGAAAGUCAACAUUUUUUUGAGAAAAGAAUAUGUUAGUGUCAUCUAACUCAUUAUGAGAAUAGGGGUCGUUAAGAAAGCUUUUGUACGACAGAUUUUUUUUCUAAUCGAUUUUGAAAGGCCCUUUGUAAACCAAGGCUUACGAAGAGCUUGUUUUUUAGCCUUAACCAGUGGAAAGAAGAGGUUAUAAAGUUAAACUUAAGGUCAUGGAAAACUUGAAAAGGUCAUGAAAAAAGUCAUAAAAAGUCAUGGAAUUUGAAAAGUUUAAAAGAGUACGAACCUUGUAGUUAGAAAAAUGUCUUUGCUUUCUGUAAUUACAUGUAUGCUGAAAUUAAUACCCUGUCACUUUGUCUGCUUUGUGCGUCAUUUUCCAUGUGUUAAUAAAAGUAGAAACCUGUAUUCCUUGUUCUUAAAACUUGUGGCACCAAACUACAAGGUAUGGCACUUUGGUGCCAAAAGUACCAUUUUGUCGAGAACCUAAGAUAUUUUCUAGUCACUUGCACAGCAUAAUUGAUAAAGCGUGUGCAACAGCCAGCUCCUGAGAUGUCCUCUACCCAACACAUAAACACUGCACCAGUACAUACACCAGUAAACAGUACUUCAGGCAUGCUUCUCUCACCUGGUUUGUUUUCCCUAAUAUGUGGCCUUGUGAUUGUCAUAAUUUGCUGAUAAUAUUGUGAUAUGUAUCAUGUCAUCCAUGGACUGAUCUUUUACCUUCUGACUUAAAUGGUAACAGCACUCCUAAGUCUAUGGUGAGAAACCAAUAUGUCAGACAAAGGCAGUUAAGCUAUGUAGCCAGCAUUGGUGAAUCUUUCCUCUUAAAUAUGUAUAGGUCACAGCCUAAUGAACUGUUUUUCUGUAUGGCAGUUGAAGUUGUAGUGUGGCCUGCAUAAAAGUGCCAUGCAACUUGAAUAGCAGAAAGGAAAUCACUGAUUUUCCAUUGCUUAUGCAACUUGUAGACCAAAAUCUCACCUGUACUGUUUAUUAUUAUUAUUCUUUUUGUUAUCAGUACAUGUAUUCUUCUUCUUCUUUUUCUUAUUAUUUUUAUUUUACAGUUUGUGAAUAUAAUGGUUGUACAUGAGUAUGCUCAUGAAUGAGCAACUUUCCAUUUCGUAUUACAUUCAUUUUUUUUUUCACCCCCUACAGUGAUGUUGAUGAUGUCCAUGAAAUGAUGGACGACAUUCAGGAACAGACAGAGCUUGCCGAUGAAAUCUCUAGGGCUAUAUCAGAACCAGCUGGCUUUGGAAUGGAUGUCGAUGAAGUGAGUAUUCAGAAUGUUAUUGCUACUUUUCAUAAUGAAUUUGUUACAACAUUGAUGCUUUCCUUUUUUUUAAUACACAAGAGAUUUUCUUACCUAAUCAGAACUGAUCAUAAACUAUAGUAGACGACUGCUAACAAAUCAACUACUCAAAUCUGAUUCUUUGUUGGGGUUUACAGAUGUAUGACAAGGGUUUGUGUGCUACUUAAUUACUGGGGUAAAUUUUUGUAUGGAAUGUAGGCCACUAGAAAAUAGCCUGCAACACAGGUGGAACUAAACUCUUGUUAAGUCUGUCCACAAAACAGUGCCAAAAACCUUAAUCUGCAGUGGCGGAUCCAGGGGGGGGGGUCAGGGGGUCAGGGACCCCCUUGCUUCUGGCCCCAGCCGAGACCGCCCCCCCUCCCAUCUCAGGAACUGGAUGAUCGGGCCCCCUCCUUAUCUGAAGGUCUGGAAUCCGCCACUGUUCUGGGCGCCCACCUGUGUACCAGGAUUUGAGAAUGCACAAUGAUUGGCCUGUUUAAAAGCCAUUGUCAAUUUGCUAAUCAGGGUGAAUAGAAAUUCAAAAUGUAUUUGUGGUAAUUUGUUGAGUCUGCUGGGGGCCCAGAACGAAGAUACUGGUGCUGUUUAUUUGUUUGCCAAGUAAAGCAUUCAUCUUUGUUUACGUCUCAUGUGACAAACUUCUAAUGCUCCAUCAAAUUUAGGAUGAGCUUAUGAAUGAGCUUGAAGAGUUGGAACAAGAGGGACUGGAUGAACAACUGCUAGAAGUUGGCGGAACAGCUAGUCUGCCAAAUGUUCCUUCCACAGAACUACCAGCUCAACCAGGUUAGUUUCCAUUCAGGUCCAACUGAUUUCAUGUUCGGUCCUGUUUUAUGUUUAGGCUUAUUUGCCAUUGUAAAUUAUUCACAAUGAUUUAUUAUUUACUAUAAUAAUAUAAUGGUGUUGUUUUAGAAAAGAUCCAUUCUAUAUGGAUUUUGAAGGUUUUUGGUUUGAACUCUAUCCAUCCUCCCCACUUCCUGCAAAUUACAGUUUAUCUUCAGACUUUUGUAAAUUUUAAAAUUUGGGUUUUAUGAUCCUCCUCCCCCUCAGAAAUUCCUCCUCCAUAGGAGGAAUAUGGGUAUUUUCUGGAAACACAUUGUGUAAAGAUCAAAUAUUUAUUUUACAUUCCAACUGUGUGCUGGAAACACAGUGAUGUUCUCAUGCUUGUCAUUUUAUACAAGUUGUAUUUACUUUUAUUGGUAGUAUAAAGUCCUUUAUGUCAUGAGCCCUUAUUCACCUUCCAGCCACAGGGCUAUCAAUAAGGGCCGGUAGCUAGCCAAAACUGCUGGCUAGUUAGUCAUCCUUUGCUGGCUACUUUUGUCUCCUUCUACCAUAACUGCAAACAAAAGAUAUGCACCACCUAGUAAAAUUUGUAAAGCAUCCGUUUCCCAGUUUUGAAUGACAUUGAACACAUAUCUAAACAAGUUUAGCUCUGUGAAACUUUCGAACCGUGCAAUGUCGUGGAAUGCCUGGGACAUUUAGACAGCAUUGUGCCCAGUCUUGCAUUUAUUCUGAUGAAGUAACAUGGCGUCCAUGGUGGAAAAUACCUCUUGAAAACCCCUGGAAAUGGCAUUUUAUUUUUCCGAGACUUGAAAUUAUUUUUUUAUUUUUUAAAUUUAUUUUUGACCAACUAGUUGGAUUUUACUAAAACAAUAUUAUUCCUCUCACCCUCAUGGCCUCAGAGUCAAUAGCCCAUUCACAUGUUGGCUUUAUGGGCUAUUGACUCAGAGCCCAUUCAGGCUCGAGAAAUAAUUGUUAAAUAUCCUGAUGUAUAUUCUCCCCAUUACUCUUGAAUCAUAUGUCUCCUAUGGUAUAUUUCCUAUUGUUCACAAUCAAGACCAUUUUAAAGUACAGGCCUCAGUUGUUUGAAGGCCAAUUAAUGCUAACCCCGGGUUGAAUUUUAAUCUGGGUUUCUUUUUCUUUUGUCCAAAAGCAUUUUUCCUAAAUAAUUUUCCCAUUUUUCAGAUCAUAAAAUCAUCAAGUUGUGGGGAAAAAUAAUAAAACUGAAUUUGCGUUGAAAGCUCUCGUUUCUGAAUUUAAAUUUCACACUUACUUGGGUUAUCUUAACCCAGCUUUGAACAACCCAGCUGAGAUCAUUAAGGUUGUUCUCGUGAUCUUUACUCAAGUAGUGUUUUUUCAGUGAAAAACUAGAUGCAGGUCACUCUUCUGGGUUAGAGUUAAACUAAUGUAAUAAGAGUCUAAAAAGUGUAUCAAGCUCUUAAGGUUCAUGUGUACCAAGUUUUUCAUAUCUGUUUCUUCUAUUUCUAGCCAAAGCUAAGGCCAAAGCAGAAGAUGAUGACUUGAGAGAACUUGAAGCUUGGGCAUCUUAG
Messenger RNA from Porites evermanni, 7107 nucleotides. The record is from the annotation of a GenBank genome assembly. Lineage: Eukaryota; Metazoa; Cnidaria; Anthozoa; Scleractinia; Poritidae.